UAGCCGCGAUGUAAGAUACCGUGGGCGCCGUAUGAACGCAUGCUCUCUCAGGAGGGAGGCGUCUCCCCAUUAUAUCCGCGUCCCGACGCCGCGGAUGCUCAUUCUUCGACAAAAUACCACCUGUGACACAAGUUGUUUAGUUUACUUUUCGUUGGUCCGUUACGAGAUGAAGUAUACUUGGUUGAUGCUCGCUUCUUGUUUGGUGCUCGUUUUGGCCGAACUGGUGCCAGCAGCUCAAGCCGGACCCUACGUAGACGAUGAGGAAACUUUCCUUCCCGGAGAAGAGGACUAUUCAGAAAAUGCAAUCGACCGCUUACUGCAAUCAGCGCAGAAACGUUCUUCCUUAAUUUACCUUUUCAGACGUGCGUGCGUAAGAAGAGGAGGAAACUGUGAUCACAGGCCGAACGACUGUUGCUAUAACAGCUCCUGCAGGUGCAACUUGUGGGGCUCGAACUGCAGGUGCCAGCGGAUGGGUCUCUUCCAGAAAUGGGGAUAAACACAAAAUGAUACCUUAAAAACAUUUUGGUGGUAUGGUAAAUUCCGAAGAGCACAUUUACAAUUAGUUCGACGUACACUUUAAAUCUCUUGAUUACAUUAUUUUUCCUUUUGUAGUUGCAUUCCUGUUUACACCGUGGAAAUUUGCCAUACUACUAAAAUCAUUGAAAUUUGCAUCAAAGGUUUCAAGUGGGUCUUCCAGAUAUAUUUAUUUGUGAACCAAAAGAACUGAUUUUCUAACAGAGACCUGGCAGAUACAUUUGGAACUUUUGGUGCCGACCUUUGCGCGACUUUGGUUGACGAUGUUACUAGAAUAUUAAAAAUGUUUUAUUUGUUUCAUUAUUCAGCACAAAGACAGGUUUGGUUUGCAGUGAAAUCGUACAAUAAACGAAAACGUAAAAAAUAUCCUUCAUUUCAGGUUCAUUCACUGAGUAUCGCUUGUUAUUAUCUUAUUUGUAAACGUUGUUAAUAGAACUUGACAGAUUACUUCGAAAUUAGUAUUGAACUGAAAUUAAUUUCAUAGUAAAGACAGUAGAGUAAUAAAACCACUCGAUGCUAGAGCCGACGGACUUUCUUAUCCUUUAUUGUAUUUUUCGUGUAUCCGCUGUUAGCUGCUUUCCCAAUGGGGGUUCUUCCAGCCACAUCCCCAGUGGGAACGCAUGUCUGACUUAACUUUAAGUAAUAUGUACUACUUAUCUAAUGUAAUUAUGUAUGUAAUGUAUAGAUGUAAUAUCAUAUAAAGGUACUUUUUACGGUGAUAGUGAUAUAUAAAACCGUAACUAAGAAAGAAAAACCUAAAGUGUUGUUCGUGGUUAAAAUCUAUAAAAUAUGUUUCUAUAUGUGAAAAGGGUACAACAUUCACAAUUCUGUCAAUACAAAAUAUAUCAA
Messenger RNA from Anoplophora glabripennis (Asian longhorned beetle), 1383 nucleotides. RefSeq lists its product as uncharacterized. NCBI's taxonomy places the organism in Eukaryota, Metazoa, Arthropoda, Insecta, Coleoptera, Cerambycidae. The record is from RefSeq and is a predicted model, not a curated record. Bases 32 to 496 code for a protein of 154 amino acids. The transcript is spliced from 3 exons. Gene Ontology annotation, molecular function: ion channel inhibitor activity. Gene Ontology annotation, cellular component: extracellular region.